This is a messenger RNA of Urocitellus parryii (Arctic ground squirrel), 2429 nucleotides long. RefSeq names its product bleomycin hydrolase (gene Blmh). The record is from RefSeq and is a predicted model, not a curated record. Gene Ontology annotation, cellular component: cytoplasm. NCBI's taxonomy places the organism in Eukaryota, Metazoa, Chordata, Mammalia, Rodentia, Sciuridae. Gene Ontology annotation, molecular function: cysteine-type aminopeptidase activity. Gene Ontology annotation, biological process: proteolysis; response to toxic substance; L-homocysteine catabolic process.
UCUCUGGGCCUCAGCCGCCACCGAGCGGGUUUCCUUUUUCCGGCGCUCCGGGUACAAGAGCCAGGUUGGGCCACCUAGGCAGCUGGCCGUGGUGCAAUCCCAGUGCUCACCUGAAGACCCCCCCCCCCCGAAAACUAACGUUACCCUGCUGGACAGCGUGGGCACCAUGAACAACGCGGGACUGAAUUCGGAGAAGGUGGCUGCUCUGAUUCAGAAACUGAAUUCUGACCCUCAGUUCGUACUCGCCCAAAAUGUCGGGACCACCCACGACCUGCUGGACAUCUGUCUGAAGAGGGCCACAGUACAGGGUGCUCAGCAUGUGUUCCAGCACGUUGUGCCUCAGGAAGGCAAGCCGGUCACCAACCAGAAGAGCUCAGGGCGAUGCUGGAUCUUUUCUUGUCUGAAUGUUAUGAGACUUCCAUUCAUGAAAAAAUUUAAUAUUGAAGAAUUUGAGUUUAGUCAAUCUUACCUAUUUUUCUGGGACAAGGUUGAACGUUGUUAUUUCUUCUUGAAUGCUUUUGUGGACACAGCCCAGAAAAAAGAGCCUGAGGAUGGGAGGCUAGUGCAGUAUUUGCUUAUGAAUCCUACAAAUGAUGGUGGGCAAUGGGAUAUGCUUGUCAAUAUUGUUGAAAAAUAUGGCGUUGUCCCUAAGAAAUGCUUCCCUGAGUCUCAUACAACAGAGGCAACCAGACGCAUGAAUGAUAUUCUGAAUCACAAGAUGAGAGAAUUCUGUAUUCGACUACGGAACCUGGUACACAGUGGAGCAACCAAGGGAGAAAUCUCAGCUACACAGGACGUCAUGAUGGAGGAGAUAUUCCGUGUGGUGUGCAUCUGUUUGGGUAAUCCACCAGAGACAUUCACCUGGGAGUAUCGAGACAAAGAUAAAAAUUAUCACAAGAUUGGCCCCAUAACACCCUUGGAGUUUUACAGAGAACAUGUCAAGCCGCUCUUCAAUAUGGAAGAUAAGAUAUGUUUCGUGAAUGACCCACGGCCCCAGCACAAGUACAACAAACUCUACACGGUAGACUACUUAAGCAAUAUGGUUGGAGGGAGAAAAACUCUAUAUAACAACCAGCCUAUUGACUUCUUGAAAAAGAUGGUUGCUGCUUCCAUCAAAGAUGGAGAGGCUGUGUGGUUUGGCUGUGAUGUUGGAAAACACUUCAAUGGCAAGCUGGGCCUCAGUGACAUGAAUGUCUAUGACCAUGAGUUAGUGUUUGGCGUCUCCUUGAAGAACAUGAAUAAAGCCGAGAGAUUGGCUUUUGGUGAGUCACUUAUGACCCACGCCAUGGCCUUCACUGCUUUCUCAGAGAAGGAUGAUCAGGAUGGUGUAUUUGUGAAAUGGAGAGUGGAAAAUUCAUGGGGUGAAGACCAUGGCCACAAAGGUUACCUGUGCAUGACCGAUGAGUGGUUCUCUGAGUAUGUCUAUGAGGUGGUGGUGGACAGGAAGCACGUCCCUGAAGAGGUGCUGGCUGUGCUAGAGCAGGAGCCCAUCAUCCUGCCGGCGUGGGACCCCAUGGGGGCCUUGGCUGAGUGAUACUGCCUUGUUUUUUUCCUCCUCCCUUGGGACCUGCAGUAGCUGCAAAGGACAGAUCCAGGGACUGAAGCCAAAGUUACACAGGUGACUGUGUAUUCCCACAGGAYACAGACUCUUGGAUUUCCAGUCUCCUCCAGGAACCUCUUCGGGAAGUGUGCUUUAUGCUGAAACAAAAUAUUCAUAAAGAAAAAAAAAAAGGGAAAGAUCAGGUCAUAUUAUCUACUCCUCAUCUCCAACAGCUCAGGAUCUCUUAGCAUUUUAAUCAGAUGUAAUUGUCUUAACUCUGUCAAAAAGGUCUUCGGUGGGGCUGGGAUGUAGCUCAAUGGCAGAGCGCUUGCUCAGCAUGAGGCAGGCCCUGGAUUCAGUCUCUGGUGCCGGAAGAAGAAAAAAGCCUUCAGUGUCUGUUGUAAUAAGACAGGAGAUCAGGAGACGAUGAGCAAAUGAGGUGUACGGAGAGAAAAUGGACCUAAUGCUCCUUGAUUCUAGCGUAGAAUGGGGGAGGGUCACCUAAGAUUUGAGCUCUCUAAACUGCAUGCUGCCUCACAGAUCGCUGUCCUUCUAGAUGGCAGUCACUGAAUUCAGUUUCUUCAAGGUGAUUUUAUGUGCCUCUGAUAGCUCAAGAAUGGGAGGUUGAUCAGGUCCGACAUGAUUCCUUCCUGUUAUUCUGAACUGUGGGGGCGCAGCUCUGCUUGAGUCAGGUUAACCAGAGGCCUGGAGAAAGUGGGUGAGGAACAACCCGUACCUAUCAUGAUCUCAGCUCCCAUCAUUAGGGGGAGCUCCAGCCAAAUGGUUUAGCCUCUGCCUCUGAGUUGGGGGUUGGGUGGGCAGGAAAAGGUGAUAUUCAUUCUUUCUGACAACUAGAUGGUGCUGAGAAGCUUUUGAAUAAAACACUUUG